This is a messenger RNA of Clarias gariepinus (North African catfish), 2074 nucleotides long. It is a transcript of the gene srm, whose product is annotated as spermidine synthase. Gene Ontology annotation, molecular function: spermidine synthase activity. The record is from RefSeq and is a predicted model, not a curated record. Gene Ontology annotation, cellular component: cytosol. Lineage: Eukaryota; Metazoa; Chordata; Actinopteri; Siluriformes; Clariidae. Bases 116 to 985 code for a protein of 289 amino acids. Gene Ontology annotation, biological process: spermidine biosynthetic process. The transcript has 8 exons.
AUUUGCUUAGACUACUCACGCGUACAGUUAGCUAGUAGUUUCAAAGCAGCACGCUAGAAGAGCACUGAGAGAGAGAGAGAGGGAGAGAGAGAGAGAGAGAGCAGGUUAGUUCGUCAUGGAUAAUAUUAAAGAAGGCUGGUUCACUGAGACGUGCACGUUAUGGCCUGGUCAAGCCAUGAGUCUCCAGGUGGAGGAGGUUCUGUAUCAGAAGAAAUCCAAAUUUCAGGAUGUGAUGGUGUUUAAAAGUAAGACCUACGGUAACGUCCUGGUGUUGGAUGGCGUGAUCCAGUGUACGGAGCGAGACGAAUUUUCCUACCAAGAAAUGAUCGCCAACCUCCCGCUGUGCAGCCACCCUUGCCCUAAGAAGGUUCUGAUUAUCGGCGGAGGAGACGGCGGGGUGCUCAGGGAAGUCGUGAAGCAUCCGAUGGUGGAGUCUGUAGUCCAGUGUGAGAUCGAUGAGGAUGUCAUUAACGUUUCGAAGAAGUACCUCCCGGGAAUGGCGAAGGGAUUUUUCAGCCCCAAGCUGACUCUGAAUGUAGGAGAUGGUUUCGAGUUCAUGAAGAAGAAUCAGGACGCUUUCGACAUCAUCAUUACCGAUUCCUCAGACCCUGUCGGUCCAGCGGAAAGCCUGUUCAAGGAAUCUUACUACCAGCUCAUGAAAACGGCGCUGCGCGAGGGUGGAAUACUUUGCUGUCAAGGAGAGUGUCAGUGGCUUCACUUGGAGCUCAUCAAAGAAAUGCGCACCUUCUGCAAGUCACUCUUCCCUGUAGUGGACUACGCUUACUGCACCAUCCCCACGUACCCCAGCGGCCAGAUCGGCUUCAUGCUCUGCAGUAAAAACCCGGACACGGAUUUCCGUGAGCCGGCACGGGAGUUGGCGAGAGAUGAGAUCGAGAGCAUGGACCUCAAAUAUUAUAACCCUGAAAUCCACCGAGCUUCUUUUAUUCUACCUGAAUUUGCCAGAAAGGUCCUAAGUGAAGUGUAACUGGAUUCUCGGCUGCCAUCUUGUCUUGACGCUGCUUUGUGAAAUCAGGGCGAAGCCGUUAGUGCAACUGCUGUGUGUUUGUGUUUGAAAGAGUGUGUGUGCACGAGUGUGUACCAGCGCGCUCUCUCUCUCUCUCUCUCUCUCUCUCUCUCUCUCUGGCAAGAAAAGGGAAUUGAUGUGCUUUUUUGCACAGCUUUCACUCCAGUCUCCUGAAAACUAACUGUUGUUUUUUUUUUGUUUUUGUUCCUUUCUGUACAUGAUUUAGUGUUCAGUGUCCCACAUGACGUACAAGCAAGUGCCAGAAAUUUCUCAUCAUACAUGUUAUGCGACAUAGGAUGCGACGGUCCUGACGAGGUCAAUGCAAACGUUGUCUUAUUUUGUGUUACAUUCCACUACGGCUCUGUCCUGUGUGUUUUGUCCCCUUCCUCUGAAACAUCGAUCAAACUGAAGAUGCAGCGUUCGAGUUCGGUGACCGUGCUUUGUUUAAGGGUUUUGAGUAAAAAUUGAGAAAUUUUGGGUUGAUGCUUAAUUACAAUUAAAUACAAUUAAAGUCAAGUUACAAAUAAAUAACCAAUACUGAUGUUUUCUAGACAGUUCAAACUUCAUCUGUAAUCCCUCUCCUUGUCCUAAAACGCUAAAUACGCUGCCGUGUUUUACUUCUCUACUCUAACGGUGCAGUCGACUUGGAUAGGAAGAAAAUAUUUUAUAUAAAACUUUGACUUGUGCUGUAUCGAUAUGGGCGGCGUGCUCGUAAUGUAAUCGCCGUAUAACUUCUCGGCUUUAGGUAACGAUUUCAGAAAGAACGUUUACUCUGUAGACUGAAAAUCGUGACUCGUGUUCUGUUGUGCUGAUGCGACAUGUGGUUUUAGGUUCCAAACCGUGUCCACUGAGAGGUCCAUCAAGUUAUAUCAUUAUGAUCGUUUUUUAAAUGUUCAGCAAUUAGCAGUUUAAAUGAAAGGCCAUCUUCACGUUCCAGGUGUUUUGCUAUGAGCAGGGACGUAACUGUUCUUUGUCCAUAAGCUUGUAUCUAUAAAUGUAAUUUUGCUAAAUCUGUAACUUGAUUUCAAAUAAAAGAUUUACAACACAUAA